Messenger RNA from Linum tenue, 666 nucleotides. The record is from the annotation of a GenBank genome assembly. NCBI's taxonomy places the organism in Eukaryota, Viridiplantae, Streptophyta, Magnoliopsida, Malpighiales, Linaceae.
CUCAUCAAACUUUAUUAUAUAUCAGUGGUAGAUGUAUAUAGAGAUAUUACAAAAAGUUGGGCGAUUCAUCAUUAGACAUUACUUCAUAAAGUAACGCAAAGCCUAAUUUGUGAAAUCCCAAUACAUACAUACAUAAGUAUACAUUUUAGUUCCCUCUGCCGCUUAGCCAAAAGGCAGAGGUUAAGAAGAAAAAGAAAAGACUCCAUAGUAAAGUUAGCCAAAAUUUUGGACCCAUCUCAUCACCAUCGAUAUAUGACGAUCAGAGCCACAGCGCACCAGCCCGUUUGAGCAUGCCAGACAAAGAACCGUUGAGAUGAAGGGUCAUGAUCUCAUUGGCACCACCAACAAGGUUCCCGCCGAUGAACACAACAGGAAAGUCACCGGCAACACCGUGCCGAGCCAGUGCCUGCUCGAUCUCCCGGCCACCGGGGAUCUGGUCGAGCUCGUAGACCGUUGGGUUGACGCCAAAGUCGAAGAACAAGGUUUUGAUGGUGUGGCACAUGCAGCACGUGCUCUUGCUGAACACCACCACCGGCCUCUCCGCCGCCAGUUGGAACACUCGAUCCAUUUCGGCCUUAUAGAAUACGUGUGAGCAAUGGGUUGAGAAGAAUGAACAGUGGAUGGGUUGAAUUUGGUUUGUGUGGAAACGGGGAGGGGGGAAGUGGA